Molecule: messenger RNA, 507 nt
Organism: Beta vulgaris subsp. vulgaris (sugar beet)
Lineage: Eukaryota; Viridiplantae; Streptophyta; Magnoliopsida; Caryophyllales; Amaranthaceae
Product: 4-alpha-glucanotransferase DPE2
Exons: 5
Coding region: 1-507 (168 amino acids)
Biological process (GO): carbohydrate metabolic process
Molecular function (GO): 4-alpha-glucanotransferase activity
Source: RefSeq, a predicted model, not a curated record
AUGGAGAGGCCUCUUGAGAAACUUGUCUCAGAAGACAGUCCCCACUACAGCAUCAUAUGCUUCCACUAUUACAUACAAUAUCAUUUGCAUGUACAACUAUCAGAGGCUGCUGAAUAUGCAAGGAAAAAAGGAGUGGUGUUGAAGGGAGACCUCCCAAUUGGUGUAGACAGGAACAGUGUUGAUACUUGGGUCUAUCCAAACUUGUUUCGGAUGAACACAUCAACUGGAGCACCACCUGAUUAUUUUGAUAAAAAUGGGCAGAAUUGGGGUUUUCCAACUUAUAAUUGGGAGGAAAUGUCAAAAGACAACUAUGGAUGGUGGCGUGGUCGUUUGACUCAAAUGGCGAAGUAUUUCACAGCUUAUAGAAUCGAUCAUAUAUUGGGCUUCUUUAGAAUUUGGGAACUACUUAUUAAAAUGAUGAAGUAUAUCAAGAAGAGGAAAAUGUAUGACAUGAAGAACAAUUGCGGUCGCACGAAUGACAAUUUUUGGGCGGUGGAUCUCGCUUAA